AUACAACGAUUUUAACAAACAAGGUCUUAUUUUAAAAAUGAAAAUUUAAACGAGGACAUGGCUUUUUCGAAUUUUUUAAAAUGCUUUAUUUUCAUGUAUAAGUUAUUUUCCAUAAAACACCAUUUUCUGACACAAUUUUUUUAUAAAGAAAAGAAAACUUUUCAAAAGUUCGAAAAAACCAUGUGCUCGCUUGAACCUUCAUCUUUAAAAUGAAAUCUUGUUUAUCAAACCGUUCAAUAAUUACUUCUAUACUCAUUGUUAACAUAAAUCAUUAUAAAACUAGAGGUGAUUUUUAACAUAAAAGAAAGUGUUCUUCUAAAUAGUUUUCUAUUAUUAUCAUCAAUCUCGCUUUCUACUGGCUACAUUUUGCUAUUAUGUCAAAUAUUAUUACAUCAUUAUUAGAAUAUUAUCGAAGAACAACAAACAUGUGUAACAGAAUUGGAUCUUAGAUAUGUUAUAAUGCACACAAUUUUCUUUAAUUGAUAAUAUAAUCUUUGAAAAAGAAAUUACAUGAUGUUAAACCUGUAUUUUCUUCGACGUAUGCAAGUACGAAAUUUUUCAGUAAAAGUAGAAGUAAAACUUAAUGAUAGUACAAAUACUUUACUUGAAAAUAAGUUAUUAAAGCAUCGACAUCAUCCUGGAAUUAUAAAACCACGAGUUGUAGAAGUACCUGAAUGGAUUAAAAAUUCAAUUCAGAUAGUUUUAAAAGAUUCAAAAAUUCCAACAUCAUAUUUAUGGGAAGGUGGACAAAAAUUGAUGAAACAUUUACUUGGUAGAUUUAUACCAGAUAUACAACCAAAUUUACAGGAUAGAAAAACAAGAUCACAAGCUACUAUAUAUUCUUCUAAUUUGAAUGAAAGGAAUGAAGAUAUUAUUGAAUAUAAUAUGAACAAUAAUUCAAAAUUAGCUAAAGAAAAACAGCAAUUGCAUAAUUCAGCUAUUACUAUUGAUUAUAACAGACGAACUGGUUUGUUAUAUAUAGUUGGUAGAAGUCAAUAUGAGUAUUGUGCUGUAUAUAAAGUCUUAAAUCAAAUUAAAAGUAAGAAUGUAAAUUUUAAACCUCAAACUUUAUUUGAUUUUGGAUCCGGAAUUGGAACAGUUAUGUGGUCAGCAUCUCAACUUUGGUCUGAUUCUUUAAAAGAAUACUUUGGUGUAGAUUCUUCUUCUGAAAUGAAUGAUUUAUCAGAAGAAUUAAAUAAAUAUAAUACUCAUCCAAUUAAAAACAUUUUCUACAGACAAUUUCUUCCUGCACUUCCCGUGCCAACUUAUGAUAUUGUUGUUAGUUCAUUUUCUUUAUUGGAACUACCUGAUACAAAGACUCGUUUUGAUGUUAUACAAAAACUUUGGGCUAAAGUUCAAGAUUAUCUUGUUAUUAUUGAAGAUGGAACAAAUGCAGGAUUUACAGCAGUGAAUGAAGCACGUGAUAUUAUACUGUAUAAUAUUUUGAAGUCAGAUAAGUCAAAUAAUAAUAAUUGUGCUCAUGUUUUUGCACCUUGUCCUCAUGAUAUGAAAUGCCCAAGAUAUUACACAGAUGAUAUUCCUUGCAAUUUUGAGAUUUCUUAUUAUACUUUACCAUUGUCAGGUCCUUCUUUUUUAAAAAAACAACGCUAUUCUUAUGUCAUAUUAAAGAAAGGUGUACGAUCAGAUAGUGAUAACCAAUGGCCACGUAUUGUACAGCCAACAUUAAAACGAUCCAAGCAUGUAAUAUGUCGUACAUGCACAGCUAAUGGGACAUUAAAAGAAAUCAUAUUCACCUCUUACAAAUAUGGAAAGAAUGCAUAUCGUUGUGCAAGAGUUAGCCAAUGGGGAGAUUUGUUACCUAUAGAGAUUAGUACAGAUAAGUUACAUGAAUGAAGAGUUUUUAUUUUUUACUAUUGUAAUUAAAAUAAAAUAAUAAAUGUAAUUAAAUUUAUAAUAAA
Molecule: messenger RNA, 1919 nt
Organism: Vespa mandarinia (Asian giant hornet)
Lineage: Eukaryota; Metazoa; Arthropoda; Insecta; Hymenoptera; Vespidae
Product: ribosome assembly protein METTL17, mitochondrial
Biological process (GO): translation
Cellular component (GO): mitochondrial small ribosomal subunit
Molecular function (GO): methyltransferase activity; structural constituent of ribosome
Source: RefSeq, a predicted model, not a curated record